AUGUCAGCGCUUCAAAAAUACUUAUUAAAGAGCAAGACAGUCGCGAAUGCCUCGGAUCUACCACCAACAUUCGCUAUGCCAGCUCCUAUGGCGAGGAAAUCUGCAGCAGACUACGAGCCUCUCCCGUGGCAAAACUACUUUGACUCAUCGAAUGAUUUAAACAUUGCAAACACGAACGAUGCCUUUCGCGUAUACCAAACCAGAGGAAGCAAUAGUAGCAAUAACAGUCCAUUAUUCUACUUUCAUCAUGGCGGAGGACAUUCAGGAUUGACGUGGGCUCUAGCUGUAAAAGAAUUGAAGAAAGGAUUGCUUGGAGAGUCUUGCUCCACGUUAUGUUUUGAUUGUCGCGGACAUGGUGCAACAAGAGCAGAAAACGAAUCAGACUUAUCUCUGUCACGUCUUUCAAACGAUUGUGUUAAUGUUAUUAACGCUGCAUACCCUGAACUGCCUAAAGAGAUUGUGCUGGUUGGACAUUCGAUGGGCGGUGCUGUUGUUGUAGAUGUCGCAUCUCGGGGGCUGAUUAAAAAUGUGAUUGGAGUGGUUGUGUUGGAUAUUGUUGAAGGAACGGCAAUGGAAUCUUUAAAUUAUGUGCUCAAGUCAUUACUGGAUCGGCCGCCUUCUUUUCCAUCCAUACAAAAGGCUAUUGAAUGGAGUCUCAAGCAUGGAGGCAGCAAGAACAUGGAAGCUGCUAGGAUAUCAAUACCGUCUCAGAUACGGCCGUCACAAUAUAGCGAUGAUGGCAAAGUGACGUUGUAUUCUUGGAGGACUGAUUUGACUGCAUCGGAACCGUAUUGGACGGGUUGGUAUGAUGGAAUGUCAUCCAGGUUUCUUGCAGUGAAGGGUGGUCGUCUCAUAAUUUUGGCUGGAACUGAUCGACUUGACAAGACUUUGAUGAUUGGACAAAUGCAAGGUAAAUUCCAGAUGGUGGUAUUGAAUGAAGUGGGGCAUAGCAUACAGGAGGAUGCACCGACUCAUCUGGCACGACAGCUCGAGAUAUUUUAUGAUCGCAAUAAAAUGAAUGUUGGCAUAAAACGAUUCGUGAUACCUUUGAAUCCUGCAGCGACAGGGAGUGGACAUCAGCAUGAACAUACAACUGAAUAG
Messenger RNA from Synchytrium microbalum, 1101 nucleotides. RefSeq lists its product as uncharacterized. Bases 1 to 1101 code for a protein of 366 amino acids. The record is from RefSeq and is a predicted model, not a curated record. Gene Ontology annotation, molecular function: protein methylesterase activity. The transcript is spliced from 9 exons. Gene Ontology annotation, biological process: protein demethylation. NCBI's taxonomy places the organism in Eukaryota, Fungi, Chytridiomycota, Chytridiomycetes, Synchytriales, Synchytriaceae.